AUGGGCGCGUGCACAUCAAGGCCAAACAGCAGACCCCGGUCUCACAAGUAUUCUCGCCGUUCGAGGAAACACCAUGGAAAGCCUGUAUGUCCGCUACCUGAAUUUUCCAUGAGCAAGUUUGUUCAGGUUGAAUCUGCUGGGAAAACAAGGCGAAAAACAGACAUUUCGAAUAUGAAAUUCCAUCUAACUCAGUUGCAGUGGCACCACACUCAAGUGGAUGUUCAUGGAAUAUGUCAAGACACAUGGUUUGAUUCUGUCAGCAUAGCUGAGUCUGAUACUGAUGAUGAUUUUAUCAGUGUAGAUGGAGAUAGUACGCCAUCGGAAAAAGAGGAGACUCAAAUGUUGGAUUAUGAAAAUGCUUCACGUGUUGUUGAUGCACUGUGUAAGUUGGAUGAUUGUGGUAGUACUCCAGUGGCAUUGGCUGUUGAACAAUAUCUGAAAAGAGAAGGUAAAUUGGAGAAGUUCUCCAGCAAGGAUGAAGAGGAAGAUGCAGAAUUUUAUGCUGGAAGGGCCAACAAGACCCAAGGCACAGAAAAAGUUUCUAGAAAGAAGAAACAACUUGAAAAAACAUAUGGUAGCUUUAAGGAUUUGAAAGAAAGACAUGAUACAGAAGAACAAUCCCUUGUGAACAAGAUGCAGUGUCGUUUAAGUAGAUUAGUUUCUUCUUUGAGUUUCAAUGAUAAGAUCUAUGGAAUGAGCACUCUUAGUCCAUCAGGUCAAAAGAAAAAGUCAGCUGUUGUCAGGCUUUCUUACAAAAGGCAGUCCUGUGAUGGUGAAGAAACUACUGAUUUUUGUGAAACAAAAAAAUUCUUACUUCGCCCAAAAGGAGGGUUAGUAAUCCCAAAAUCCCCAGGGGAAAAGCCAACUGCAGGAUGCUGGUCCUUUCUUGAUCCAUCAACUUUUGAACUUCGCGGAGAAAGCUAUUUCAAGGAUAAGAAGAAAUAUCCUGCUCCAAACUAUGCACCAUAUUACCCAAUUGGUGUGGACCUGUUCAUAUGCCCAUGCAAAGUAAAUCAUAUUGCUCAACACCUUGAACUUCCUCAAGUAAAGACAUAUGGGAAACUUCCUUCACUUCUUGUUGUUAAUAUCCAGAUGCCUACUUAUCCUGCCGCAAUGUUUCUUGGUGAUACUGAUGGGGAAGGAAUGAGCUUAGUCUUAUAUUUUAAAUUAUCUGAAUGUUAUGACAAAGAGGUUUCUGAUAAUUUCCAACACUUAAUAACGAAAUUUAUUGAUGAUGAAAUGGAAAGGAAUAAAGGAUUCGCAAUGGAAACGAUCACCCCCUUUAGAGAGAGGUUGAAAAUCCUUGGUGGGUUGGUUAACCCAGAGGAUCUUAAUUUGAGUUCUGCAGAAAGAAAGCUAAUACAAGGAUACAACUUUAAGCCUGUUCUUUCACGUCCUCAACACAGUUUUUAUGAGGGUGAAAAUUACUUUGAGAUUGAUCUUGAUAUACAUCGCUUCAGCUACAUAUCAAGAAAGGGUCUAGAAGCAUUUAGAGAACGUUUGAAAGAUGGGAUCCUUGAUUUGGGUUUAACAAUUCAGCCCCAGAAGGCAGAGGAACUCCCAGAGCAAGUCCUAUGCUGCGUGAGGCUGAAUAAGAUCGACUUUAUUAAUCGUGGGCAAAUUCCGAGCAUUGUGACGGCAUCCGAUUUUAUUCUAAUAAAUAAUAUUUAUAAUCCAAAUGGAUUAGCAUAG
Messenger RNA from Zingiber officinale, 1692 nucleotides. RefSeq lists its product as uncharacterized. The record is from RefSeq and is a predicted model, not a curated record. The coding region runs from base 1 to 1692 and encodes 563 amino acids. NCBI's taxonomy places the organism in Eukaryota, Viridiplantae, Streptophyta, Magnoliopsida, Zingiberales, Zingiberaceae. The transcript is spliced from 10 exons.